Molecule: messenger RNA, 3959 nt
Organism: Astyanax mexicanus (Mexican tetra)
Lineage: Eukaryota; Metazoa; Chordata; Actinopteri; Characiformes; Acestrorhamphidae
Gene: exoc3l2b
Product: exocyst complex component 3-like 2b
Exons: 13
Coding region: 213-2819 (868 amino acids)
Biological process (GO): exocytosis; exocyst localization
Cellular component (GO): exocyst
Molecular function (GO): SNARE binding
Source: RefSeq, a predicted model, not a curated record
AAAUAAAAGUGCGGUGAGGCGUUGAGCGGAGCGCCGUGCGGUUUUGCGCAACAGCUUCACUCAGGGAUUUAUUUCCAGCCAGAAAAUCUGAACAGAAGAAUUUCACACAGGAGCUCCGGCGCUUUAUAUCCGCGGAGUGCAGUUUCUCAGGUCUCGGCUGUGUGUCUGCACCUCUGUCAGAAUGGGCCGCCGUUUAUCUUCCAGGCAGAAACAUGCCCAUCCUUAAGAACCUCCCAGCUCGCCUGAAGGGGGGCAAGGUGAAUGUGGAUUUGGAGAACACGCACAGCGAGCUGAUUCUCCGCAAGAUGAGCCUCAACCACAACCCAUUUGGCACAGAAAACGGAUCAGACGAGGAUUGGCCCAGGGACAGCGGGGGCUCACUGCUGGAUGGAAGAGCUCCCCGGGACCGCAACCCGUUCGAGGAUGAGGAGGACGAGAACGAGGCCAACGAGGAGAGGCGUGGAGGCUCCGGAAAGGGCAGUUCCCUCAAAGGGACACUGGACCGCAUCCGAGGAGUGUCUCCACUCAAGACCCUGGGCAAGCUGGGCAAGGGUCUGCGCAUGUCAGGAAGGAGUAAAGGCAGUGCCACCCCUUCUCCACAGGGCUCCAUCGGCAUGCCCUCACCCAUGGAGAGAAAGAAAAAGGGCAGAAGGAGUUCAGACGGAAGCCUCCUGAGAAUGGCAGGCAAGUGUCGAGAGAACAGCCGUAAAGAAAGCUUGCCCAAUGGAGACCUGUGUUCAGAGAGUGACGCCGACUCUACCAGCCGCAGACUCUCGUUUUUGAAGAUCGUGGGCCGAGGCAAGCAGAAGAGGGAGUCCAUGGUGGACCGCUCAGCAUCGCCCGGACCUGAGGAGGAGCCGGUGGAGGAGGUACCAGAGGUCAAACCCAGGGAGCCUCUAUCAGUGUUGGAGAUUCUUCAGCUAGUGACCAAGAGAGACUUGUUCCUGGCAGACACCCACAUCCUGGAGCUGGAACAGGAGUGUAUGGAGAUGUCCUCUUCACCAGCAGGAGGCAACAUCCCUGAGGAUCUGAAUAGCCCCACCAAAGACAGCAGCCGCCGCAAGGCCAAAGACGUGGAGCUGCUGUACGAGGCGCUGCAGAAGGAGCUGUGGGAUGUGGUCCGGGAGUCCUUGCGCUCUACAACAGCUGGACCCAACCUGGGCCUGGUGGUGCAGGUCCUGCAGCAGGAGGAGCAGGUCGACCGGGACUGGGCACUGAGCGAGGGGGCCGAUCAGGGAGGGCCUCGGCCCAGGGAGCUGAAGAAGCGCUGGAAGGAGGCUGUGACUGAGGCUGCUGAUGCCAAUCUGCCCCAGCAUGCAGACAUCCAGGCAGGAGAGCUGGCAGCCUACCUGGACAAGCUGAGGAGCCACAUGGUGGAGGACCUGGGGGCCGCACGCAGGAACGUGGUGUCUGUGUACCCUAUGGAGUACGAUGCCUUUCAGGUGUACGUUCAGAGCUACCACCAGGCCGUCACCCGCCGCCUGCAGACCAUUACCAACACAGAACUGCAGAUUACUGACACCUACUCUCUUCUAGACUGGAUCUACAACAUUUACAACAGGGAUGUCCUUGGAACAGUGAGCAUAACAUCGCCCAUCAACCGCUCUCAGCUAGACCCGCUGCUGCCCACGGAGACGGUGGACAAGCUGGAGCUGGACUGCCUCAAUUCAGUCAGGGGGAAAGUAACCAAUGAGCUGUCUCAGGUUUUGGACGAGGAAGAGAAGAGAUGGAUGGAGACGCUGCACGUUGAGGAAUAUCAGAUCUUACUGGCCCGCACGGUUAUUCAGAGGCUGCAGGACGAUCUAGAAAGAUCAGCAGCAGUAAACCGGAAUCUGGGUUCGCGAGUUGCCCAGUGCAGCCUUAAUGGACUUGCCGAUUUCUUGUACAGCUUUCAGAGAAAGGUGGAAAUGUUCCACGAAGGCCUCGUGAGUCAGUCUGGGGAAAAUGAAGAUGGUUACAUUGCCAAAACCAUCGCUUUGGCCAACUGCUGCCCCCCCUUCAGGGGAUUUGUGGAGCGCUGUGUACAGUGUGACCCUGCUGUUAGUGAAGAUUCCAGCCGCAGAGCCAACACUGCCCUGGACAGGAUCGUAAACCUGAGUGUGAGAGUGCUGAACGACAGGCUGUUCGAGCACAUCAGGCCUUUCUUUGACAAGCUGGUGAAGAGGAAAUGGCUGAGCAACACAGAAGCCUUUGAGAGCAUCAUGUCCUACAUUAAGGAGCACUUCAAGAAGUUCCGGAGGAUGGACAGCCCACCGUACCAGGUCUUGGUGGCAGAAGUCCAUCGGCGAGUGAUGACCGAAUACGUUCGGGCUAUUAUGAGAGGCAGAAUCAUCUGUACAUCACUCAAGAUGAGGAAGAGGAUGGCAGGCCGCCUCCGCGAGGAGGGCAAACUCCUCAAAACACUCUUCAAAGACUUAGAGUCUUCUGCCUCUUGGUUAGACAGCGCCAUUUCCCACAUAUCCGAGAUUAUCCUGCUAGAAGACACACCUUCCAUCCAAAUCGAGGUCGGAGUCCUAGUUCGGGAAUUCCCUGAUGUACGGAAGAAGCAUGUGUCUGCCAUCCUGAACAUCCGAGGCAUGACUCGGCAGAUGGAGAGGCAGGAGAUCCUGAACAUUGUGAAGGACAUUGAGAACAGCGACAGUCUCUCACGGCUGUCCCGAGAUCGUGCUCUAUUCGCUGACGUACCGGUAACGUCAGAAGUGCAUUGCCUGAACGUGGGCCUGAGUCGCAUUGCCCUGAGCGCUUCAUCCUGCUUCUCUGGCCUGAGAAGAAACCGCAGGAGAACUCCUGCCAGAGAGAUCCAGGACGAAAUGCUGUAAAAGAAUGUAAUGCAUUGCAGCAGAUUUUCUGACUCUGUAAUAAACCAUGAGGACUGUCAGCAGACUCAGUGUUUAGUGCGAAAACCAGCUGCAUCAUUUGUCAAGCCAUACGUGAGGACUUCUUGCUGAUGUUAACAUUUCAAUGUCUUAACUGAGAAAAAGGCACCAGCUUGCGCUGUAAGACUGAUUCUGAAUGGUGAACAUUUGAAAAACGUGUGUGUGAAAUGUUAAAUGUUUCAUUUCUAUUAGCUUAUAUUAGUAUUGGGAUCAACAAUGUACUUAGGCCUGUAUUACAAUUCAGAACUACUGAUACAAACCAUCACUCGGUUUAAAUGCAAAAAUGAAUAAAUAAGUAGAUAUAUCUGAAUGAAUAGGAGGAACCAUUUCCCACAUUGGCCGUAAUGCUAGUACUGAUGGGACUGAAUUUAUGUUUUAUUUUUAAUUGUAUAUGAUGAUUUAAUACUUGAUCUAAGGUACUAUGCAAUGAUCUAUGAUCUCUGUUAUUAUUUUUCUCAUAUUUAAAUGAGCAAUUUCAUGCUGCAGUCGUCUUGUAGUAUCACAACAAGAACAUGUUUUGCAAUACUGAUGAUAUUAUUCACGUCUGUCUGUGGAAAAAUAAAAUCAAGGGCUACUAUUUAUGUACCAGAUACAGGAUAGACUUUAUUUAUUGCACCACAAUUUGUCACAUUUCUGUGAUACUCAGUAGCACAACAGCAAAAUAUCCACAUACUUCAUUUACAGUAUAAACACAUGCAUUUAAUACUAUUCCUGCUCAAGUUAAUGGACCAAAAUGUUUAGACAGGAGAAUUUUGGGAUAGCACUUUUCUCUCACAAAUGUUUUAUUUUCUAAAUCCCAAAUGUCUUUUAUUUUAUGCUGCCAGAGGAGCUGUGUGUAACUAUAUUGAUAUUACACUACUUCAGUCAGUUUAUCUGUAGUUUCUGACUGCUCUGCUUAUGUUAAUGUGGGAGUGACACUUAAAAAGACAUUCAAGAUUUAUCUUCUCAAUGGGCUUUAGGGUACUCUGUAUAUUUAAAGGAUUUAAGAGAAGUCUUUUCUUCAGAAUUAUCUCUGCUUUUGGAAAUAGAAUCCCCCUAUACAUUUGUUAAAUCAUAUAAUAAUAAAUGAGAAAGAUGCUAAAA